Messenger RNA from Mycotypha africana, 1859 nucleotides. Its product is annotated as Rho GTPase activation protein. Lineage: Eukaryota; Fungi; Mucoromycota; Mucoromycetes; Mucorales; Mycotyphaceae. The record is from RefSeq and is a predicted model, not a curated record. The coding region runs from base 240 to 1724 and encodes 494 amino acids. Gene Ontology annotation, cellular component: cytoplasm. The transcript has 9 exons. Gene Ontology annotation, biological process: regulation of GTPase activity; signal transduction.
CCAUAUUUUGUGCAUUUCAUAAUUUAUCCAUUGUUAUAUUAUCUUUUAUUUCUGCGAAAUUACUAUUUGUUAUCUCUCAGUUUAUAUAAGCAAAUCAACAGUAAAAAUGAUGUCUUUGGAUAGUAGUGCAUUCCCUGAUCCAACAGCAGCAAUAGCAGGAUAUCGACCAACUGAUCUUAUACCGGAACUAGCAGACAUAGAGUCUACCAGCGUUACUAGAAAAGGUGAAAAAUGAUACUAUGAUGGCAAAGGAUAUAGCCUCGUACUUCAGGAAAAGAGCUUAUGUGGAGGAGAGUUAUGGUAAAGAUAUGAUUAAAAUGUCACAGCAUGCAGCAGAAUCGUUUGAUAAAGCAUAUCCGAAAUCAGGAACAUUCGGCGAUGUUUGGAUAUCUAUGUUGAAAGUACAUGAAAGUAUUGGUAAUCAACGAAUAAAAUUCUCAGCCGCACUUUCCGAUGCAGCAGACGAUCUAUUAUCGCUAGGACGAAAUAUCGACAAAGACAGAAAAAAAAUAAAGGAGACAAGUGUACAGUAUGAUAAAAUAGUCAAUGACGCCAACACAGCACUAGAAAAGAGUAAACAGAAAUUUGAGACUUCGAAUGAGGAAUGGGGUAGAGCUGUGUCGCAACGAAAUCAUGAACCGAUACAGCCUUCUAAAAAGCAUCUUUUUCGAACAAGUCGUACACCUGCACAGUUAGACAAGAACGAAAAUGACUGUAGAGCUAAGAUGGAUGCGGCAGACGCUCAAUAUAAAUUGCAAUAUGAACGGGCAAUGCAGGCUCAAGCUGAAUAUUAUGAAAAACACUUACCUCUCGUCCUGAAGGAGCUCAAGAAUGUGGAUGAUGAAUGUAAUGUCGCUUUAAGGUAUCAGUUAGCAAGUUAUGCUUACACUUUCGAGCAAGCAUUGGCAGAAGAUGGCUUGGCAUUAGACAACGAUCAAGGGACUGGACUACGAGCUUUAAUCACAAAGAUCGAUAAAGAAGCAGACUGGAUUGAUUUUGUCCGGUUAUGUGGGGAAAGAAGCGGACGGAUUCAAAAAAAUGAGUAUUUUACACAACAAGGAAUGACACCCGACAACAGAAUUAUCAAUCAUAACCUCGUAAAGCGCGUUUUUGGCGUUUCACUACAACAGCAAGCCGAACUGACUGAGGAUAUGGUUCCUGAUAUUUUGAAACGAUGUGCAACUGUAGUAGAGCAAUAUGGUCUAAAUUCAGUAGGCAUUUAUCGAUUAUCCGGUACAAGCAGUCGUAUUCAAAAAAUCAAAUUCAAAUUCGAAAGUGGAGAUCCUAACCCUAUUUCCGAAGAAGAUCUCUCUGAUAUCAAUAAUGUAACCAGUGUACUGAAGCUUUGGUUCAGAGAACUGCCAGAUUCUCUAUUUCCAUCUGCCUGUUAUCACCAAUUUUUAGAAGCAGCAACUCUAAUAGACGAAAAAAGCAGAGUGAUAGCUCUACAUACCAUAAUUAAUACGUUGUCAGACGCUCAUUAUGCCACUUUGAAAUACUUGAUGUGCCAUCUUGACAGAGUUCAAUCGCACCAGCGGUUCAAUAAGAUGGGUGCUGCAAAUUUAGCAACCAUUUUUGGGUUGACAUUAAUGAGUAAUAAUGAGGCAGGCUCUCAUCCUCAAAUGAUAUUACACGAUAAUCAACGCAUUGCAGACUCUCAAUUACAGGCAAAAGUUGUCCAGACAAUAUUAGAAAACUAUGCUGAAAUCUUUGAAGAAGACUAAUCUAUAAUAAACAGCCGCUUCUGCAAUAUUUUUAUUGUUAUUUGAAAAUAUUAUUGUGCUAGCUUUCUAAAUAAUAGAUUUUAUAUGAAUAGCUACAAUCAUUAGACAAAGUUCGAUUUGAACCGUUAGAGAAGC